This is a messenger RNA of Nymphalis io (European peacock), 1321 nucleotides long. RefSeq names its product odorant receptor 4-like. Bases 1 to 1314 code for a protein of 437 amino acids. The transcript has 12 exons. NCBI's taxonomy places the organism in Eukaryota, Metazoa, Arthropoda, Insecta, Lepidoptera, Nymphalidae. The record is from RefSeq and is a predicted model, not a curated record. Gene Ontology annotation, biological process: sensory perception of smell; detection of chemical stimulus involved in sensory perception of smell. Gene Ontology annotation, molecular function: odorant binding; olfactory receptor activity. Gene Ontology annotation, cellular component: plasma membrane.
AUGUCAUCUAAAAAAAAUAGCUUGGAAGCUCAAGAAAAGGUUUAUAAAGGAAACGUAGACGAUUACGACAAGACUUAUGUCCUCGCUAAAAAAAUAUUAAAAAUGAUUGGACUACCCCUUACAGAAAAGCUUACAAAAUUCUCAAGUUUUUGUUGGAAUUCAUUUUUCUGGUUUAACUUUGCUAAUAUACUGUUAUCGACUGCAUUGGAGACGACGAACCUGUUUGUGCAUGCUUCAAUUGGAACGUUCCUUGACCUGUUUAAAAUGAUGCCGUGUGUCGGAUUCCUUCUAGUAGCUAUUGCCAAGGCCUACAAGAUCAAACGCUACUGGUCUGUGUUCGAGAAUCUGGCCCUGGAGCCGCGAGCUAUGUGGCCAACGGGAGACAUCACUGAAGAGGAACAUAAAGUUAUAAGUGAUGCACUGGAUCGACUUAAAAUUGUUUUAAAAGUGUAUUUCUUAUGCAACGCAAUGCUGGCGAGUAUUUUCACGUUGCCAUCUAUGAUAGCCUGGAUCAAGAACCGAACUGGCCAUGACGUAGAACUGAUAUUUGGUUUCUCUUACUGGCUGCCCUUCGAUCCAUUCCAGGGCAAUCGAUAUGAAAUCGUAUAUUUUAUACAAACAUUUCAUUGUUUUCUUUCAGCUGGAUUUAUGGUGUGCGGAGAUUUGUUAUUUUGCAUCUUCCUCAGUCAUAUAACCACACAGUUUUCUUUGCUUGCGAUCAGAAUAAACAGACUUCUUUACGUUCCAAUUGACGAUCAACUCGUAGAAUCUUACACACUAGCAAAAUACACCAAAAUACGUACAAAUAUGAAUGAUAUAGAGAGCGUUUAUGAUAACGAUGCGGAGCAGAGGUACAACGAAGAAUUCAUUUCCAUCGUUAAAAGACAUCGAGCAUUGAUAAGGCUCUCCAGUGAUGUUGAAAACAUGUACACAUUUACUCUCCUUGUCAAUUUUAUUAAUAGUUCAGUUAUUAUUUGUUUUUGCUUAUUCUGCUGCGCGGUUAUUGAGAAAUGGAACGAAUUUAAUUAUAAAAUAUUUUGCUUAACAUCCAUCUUGCAAAUAUGGAUGCUAUGUUGGUAUGGACAACAGUUACUCGAUACAAGUACUGGGGUAGCAGAUGCUCUAUACAACUGUGGUUGGUACAUGGCGUCAAAAGGAAUGAAGAAAUCUGUACUCAUAAUGAUGCAAAGAUCUCAAAGUGAGGUGUAUGUAACCACUUAUGGAUUUUCAAUCGUAUCUUUGGACAGUUAUGCAACGAUUCUUAAGACAUCGUGGUCAUACUUCACGCUUUUGAUUAAUAUGUAUAAAGAAUAACAAUUAG